This is a messenger RNA of Melampsora larici-populina 98AG31, 1139 nucleotides long. RefSeq lists its product as uncharacterized. Gene Ontology annotation, molecular function: transmembrane monodehydroascorbate reductase activity. The transcript has 7 exons. Bases 112 to 879 code for a protein of 255 amino acids. NCBI's taxonomy places the organism in Eukaryota, Fungi, Basidiomycota, Pucciniomycetes, Pucciniales, Melampsoraceae. The record is from RefSeq and is a predicted model, not a curated record.
GAUCAUUUCAGAUGAUCACACUUACAUAAGCCCUAUAAGCCUACAUAAAGCUGGCUGGUGUUUCCUCAAUUCCUCAUUCCCUCACCUUUCCACUUGCCAUCAUACCCCAGAAUGCCUGAUUCACCUAUCUUGAAUUCAGAUCCCGACGAGCAAUCUCGUCUCUUACCUCAAGCUAUCAAUUCACCUAACCUUGACCCAACCGACGUGCCAGCUUGGGACUCAAAGUCGCUUAUCGUCGCUCAUCGUCAAUACGGUCCAGUCGCAGGAAUGCUGUGGGUAGCUGAAGCUGGAAUUUUGAUAUGGUUUAUUGGAAUCUGGAAGGUGGUUUUGACUCACCCCGCCGGAUUGUUCACAUUCCAUCCGUUGCUUCAAUCUUUUGCUAUUCUCGCUUUCUACCAAGGCAUCUUGGUCUUACAGCCCACCAAGACUCCCGCUCAGAAGCGUGCAGGCUUGAGUGUGCAUGAGGUCUUUCAAAUCACUGGAACCGUAGCAAUCGCUGCCGGCACGGUCAUCAUGAUCAUCAACAAAUCACUUCAUAAUGCUCCCCAUUUCACCUCUUGGCAUGGCCUCCUAGGUUUCAUCACAGCAUGCGUACUCGUCAUUCAAUCUUCCUUUGGUGGGCUGAUUGGUUUCGAAUGGAGUAGGAAAUUGAUCUUGGGCGAAAGUACGGCAAGAAGUCUGUGGAAAUAUCAUCGGGCAUCUGGAUAUCUUUUAAUGAUCCUUAUCGCUCUCACCUUUUUAACAGCGACCCAAAGUGAUUGGCUUAUAAUGGUCUCGUCGGUAAACGAGCGAUAUAUUCUUGCGUGCGCAUCAAUUGUUGCUGUUGUUGGCUUGCUUGCUCGCACAAGCAUUCGUAAGAUCAUACCUGCAAGAGCUUGAUCUUCUUGAACCAAACUCAAUCCCGGCUGUUUUUUUACAAGACAUUGAUUCCUUUGCUCAGAAACACUUCCCUCACAAUUUUAUACACGAUGAGUAUGUUUUUUGUUUUCACUUUGAGUAUUGCAACAUCAACAUUUCUUAUCAAUCAUCAACAUUUUCGAUUCAUUUGUAUCUCUACUUCAUCUUUUUGUAAAUCACCCCUUGUUUGGGAAAUGCUCGGGCUCAGACUGGUAUGCAAAGAAUCUGUAUAUUCAAAAUGG